AUGCAGAACCAAGAACUUGAAGAACCAAGGCGGGACUGGGUAGCACCCACCGAGCGUGAUAUCUCUUUUCAGGGUCUGUCCAGCGAGCAUGAAUCCCUGCUCAAGGAGGCCUUGGACCCCGAAGAUGCUUAUAAGGGAAGAACCUAUUGGGCCGACCUACCUGCCGGUGAACGUACCAAGUGGGUGAACGACCAGCAUACCUCUGAGUCUAGGCGAGAACUGAGGGAUGUCUGGGACAUGUUCGAGGCUGACCCUCUGGAUCCGAUCAACCAAUAUCUUCACAAUUAUGCUGUCACCGGCGUCGGAUUCUUUACUGAGGGCUACGUGUUAUUCUCUGUGGGGAAUAUCCUACCUCUCCUGGAAGUGGCAAUCACUUAUAUGGAGAUUUUGGGCAUUAUCUGUGGGCAGAUCUUGGUUGGCAUCAUUGGCGAUUGGAUCGGUCGCCGCUGGGGUCUGAUUCAAGAUGCGCUUAUCAUGUUGACUGGCACCAUUCUUCUGACAUCAAUGUGGGGCAUCACAUUGUCCAGCUGGACAGUGAUGUAUGGAAUCAGCCUCUUCUGGUUCUCUGUUGGAGUUGGUGGAGAGUAUCCCAUGACCUCGUCUACGGCCAUGGAAGGCAUCCAUGGUCGAGCAACCUCGAGGCAUGACCGAUUACAUCGAGGUCGAUCCGUGGCAUUGGCAUUUUUGAUGCAAGGCUGGGGACAAUUCGGAAACCAAUUGGUACUUAUCUUGGUUAUGCUCAUCUUCAACCACAGCCUCAACCCAGGUUACGGCAAAACGGCGGCGCAGGUAACCUUUCGAAUUUCGUUCGGGAUUGCAGCACUCUGCCUCCUUUACUUCUUGUACCUUCGUGUGUACAAGCUGAAAGGUGUCGGUCAGUCUCUGAAAGCCUCAAGAAAGAAGGGCAAAGUGACGGGGUAUGACGUGACGUCGCUAAAGCUUACCACGAAUCACUAUUGGCAUCGACUUCUGGCCACGAGCUUAUGUUGGUUCUGCAACGACUUUCCUUUCCAUGGCAAUCAGAUCUUCCAGAAUGUCUUCCUUCAGAUUGUCACCUCCAGUCCCAGUCAGGUUGGGACGUUGUGGCUUUAUAACCUGAUCAACAUUGGCUGCGAGCUCGCCGGCUACUACCUGGCGGCCCUCUUCAAGGAUCACAAAUCCUAUGGCCGCAAAAGAAUGCAAGCUGUGGGAUUUAUCAUGUCCUUCAUUCUAUUCAUCAUUGCAGCGAGGCUUUACCCGGAGUUGGAUGUCAAGGGAGCCGGAGGGAAGGCGUUGGAAUUGAUCUACUUUUUCAGCAGCUUCUGGAUUCAAUUCGGUCCCAACUUUACUACGUUCUUGGAGGCGGGGGAGGUUGUCGGCUGGUUUGGCCUCAUCGGCUUUAUUCUCACCCUUUUGUUCAUCCCGGAUACGACAGGUCUCGACCUUCGUGAGCAGGAACAAUCCAGGCAUUUCAUGCGGGAAGGACGACCUCAAGAUUACCACGGCAUCGCAAUCCAUCCCAGACAUUAUAACCUGGAGCUGGGUCGCCUUGCUCGGAUCAAUGAGCUCACGGAAUUGUAUGAGAAAGUCGAGGGUUCCAAGAGUGCCGAAACUGAUGAGGAAACUCUCCCAGAAACCAACCAGGCCGAUCUGGACGACAGCGUUAGCCGAUAUUUCGACAUGGAGCGCCGACAUGGGAAGAAACAGGAUUGGUGA
Messenger RNA from Cladophialophora bantiana CBS 173.52, 1695 nucleotides. RefSeq lists its product as uncharacterized. The coding region runs from base 1 to 1695 and encodes 564 amino acids. Lineage: Eukaryota; Fungi; Ascomycota; Eurotiomycetes; Chaetothyriales; Herpotrichiellaceae. Gene Ontology annotation, biological process: carboxylic acid transport. Gene Ontology annotation, cellular component: plasma membrane. Gene Ontology annotation, molecular function: carboxylic acid transmembrane transporter activity. The record is from RefSeq and is a predicted model, not a curated record. The transcript has 4 exons.